Molecule: messenger RNA, 3633 nt
Organism: Capsaspora owczarzaki ATCC 30864
Lineage: Eukaryota; Filasterea; Ministeriida; Capsasporidae
Product: anthranilate synthase component II
Exons: 3
Coding region: 1-3633 (1210 amino acids)
Biological process (GO): L-tryptophan biosynthetic process
Cellular component (GO): cytosol
Molecular function (GO): phosphoribosylanthranilate isomerase activity; indole-3-glycerol-phosphate synthase activity; anthranilate phosphoribosyltransferase activity
Source: RefSeq, a predicted model, not a curated record
AUGUCACAAUCUCUUUCAUCGUCAACGAGCGGCGGCGCGCCAGGUGCUUUUGGAUCCGCGUCGUUCGCCAUCCAGGAUGCCGGCCCGCGUCUUGCAACUACCGCCUCCAACAAAACGCUGUUGAUUGACAACUACGACAGCUUCACUUGGAACAUUUACCAGUACCUGUGCGAGCUUGGUGCAAACGUCUCCGUCAUCCGGAACGAUGCCAUCUCGCUGCAAGGCUGCAUUGAUUUUAACCCGACGCACCUGGUCAUUUCGCCCGGACCAGGCCAUCCGUCAACAGACUCUGGCAUUUCCUGUGCCGCGCUUCUGCACUUUGCUGGCAAAAUCCCGAUUUUGGGCGUCUGUCUUGGUCACCAGGCCAUGUUCGAGGUGUUUGGUGGCAAGGUUAUUCAUGCUGGUGAAAUCCGCCACGGCAAGACUUCCACGCUCCAUCACGACGGAAAGGGUCUCUACCUCAACGUGACUCCCGAGAUUCAAGUGAUUCGCUAUCAUUCGCUCGCCGGCGACCGCUCGCUGGUGCCAGAAUCGCUGAUUGUGUCUUCUCGCACCGACUCUGGCGUCAUCAUGGGCGUCCGGCAUCGCGAGUACGUCUGCGAGGGCGUGCAGUUCCAUCCGGAAUCCAUCAAGUCUGAGGAAGGCAUGCUGAUGAUGCGCAACUUUUUGUCGUGGACUGCCGGCACCUGGAGCGAGCAGGAGCAAAAGCAGCAACAGCAGCAACAGCAGCAGCAACAGUCCACCGCUGCCGCCGCCGCACCUUCCGCAGCGCCCAUUCCAACUACAACUUCCCCGGCAGAGAUUCCGGCCAUUCCCAUGCGCGAGUGCGUCAAGAAACUGGCGGACGGCUCGGGCCCUGUGGACAACCUUGACAUUGUGCGUGCUGGUAUUCAAGCCAUGCUCACCGGAUCGGCCACCCCGGCUCAAGUUGCUUCGUUCUUGCUGGCGCUGCGCUUCCGCGGCCACACCCCGACUGUUGUCGCUGCGUGCGCCGAAGUCAUGUCGCGCCAUGCACUCCGAAUUGAUGCCCCCGCAUUGUCGCUCAACUGCUUCCCGGAUUCGCCUCUCGACGUGGUUGACAUUGUUGGCACUGGUGGCGACGGACUUGACACGUUCAAUGUGUCCACCGCAGCCGGCAUUGUCGCCUCUGCCUGUGGUGUGCGCGUGGCCAAACACGGCAACCGUUCUGCGUCGUCGCUUUGUGGCGCAGCCGAUCUCAUCGAAGCCUGCGGUGCAAACCUCGAGCUCGAUCCUGCGGCCGUGGCUUCCAUUUUGCAGUCGACUGGCUUUUGCUUCUUGUUCUCGCAGCGCUUCCAUCCUGCCAUGCGUCACGUGGCGCCCGUGCGCAAGGAGAUUGGCACAAAGACCAUUUUCAACAUUCUGGGCCCAAUGUCGAGUCCUGCCCGUCCACGAGCCCUGGUGGUUGGCGUGUUUUCCCCCGAGGUCGGACGUCUGAUGGCCGAUGCACUUGCCCUCCGUGGUGUUCAGUCUGCCCUCGUGGUUCAUGGUCAGGACGGUCUUGAUGAGAUCAGCCCGGCGGUACCUACGACCGUUUGGAGACUGCGUGGCUCACGAAUUGAGGAGUUGACCAUUUCUCCCGCCGACUUUGGCCUGCCUCUUCACGCCCUUGAGGAGGUCGUGGGUUCUCAUCCUCAAGCGAACGCAGCCACGUUGUUCCAGCUCCUCGAGGGGAAGAUUGACGGCGCAAUUCUCGAUUUCGUGACCAUGAACGCGUCCGCGCUGCUCGUUGCUGCAGGCGCGGCUGCUGAUUUCAAAGCUGGCGUCGCCCAGGCCAAGCAAGCCAUCGCUUCAGGCCGUGCGCUUCAAGUCCUGCAGCAUCAGCCCCGCUUGAUGACGACCAUUCUCGAUACCAUCACUGCGCAGCGCGCACUUGAUGUGCGCGACGCAAGGGCGGCCGUCUCGGAGGAGCAGCUGCAAGCUCUCAUCAGUGCCUCGGCGUUCGCCCCGUGCAACAUCCACACUGCGUUGUCAAGUGCCUCGACUCAGUUCUCGCUGAUUGCUGAAAUCAAGCGAGCCUCGCCUUCAAAGGGCGACAUUGCACCCGGCAUGAAUGCUGCCGAGCAAGGAUUGCGGUAUGCGCACGCCGGCGCUCUCGGCAUCUCCGUCUUGACCGAGCCCAAGUGGUUUAAAGGCUCGUUGGAGGACAUGCUGGCCGUGCGCACGGCGCUGCAAGCUGCCUUUCCUCAGAACGACCGGCGUCCGUUUGUUCUCCGGAAAGACUUCAUUUUCGACACGUACCAGCUUCUCGAGGCGCGUGCGAACGGCGCCGACACGGUCUUGCUGAUUGUCAAGUGCCUCAGCCAAGAGCUGCUCGAGUCCCUGCUGGAAGCCUCGCGUGGUCUUGGAAUGGAGCCCUUGGUCGAAGUGGCAGACGCGGACGAGACGAGGCGUGCUGUGGCUGCUGGCGCAAAGGUGAUUGGCGUCAACAACCGGAAUCUGACCGACUUUACGCUGGACAUGGGCAGAACCAGCGCACUGGCUGCUCUCAUCCCACCCAACCAAGGCGUUAUCUUGGUCGCCUUGUCUGGCAUUGCCACUCGAACCGACGUUGUGCGAUUUGCCUCCAGCGGUGCCCGAGGCGUGCUGGUUGGUGAGGCGCUGAUGCGCGCCAAGGACCCUGCGCGCUACAUUUCGUGGUUGCUCGGCUCGUCUGGAACGCGCGAGCCUUUGGUCAAAGUCUGCGGCGUCAGCACCGUCGAGCAUGCGUUGUGCGCUGCGCGAAAUGGCGCCGACCUGAUUGGCAUGAUUUGCGUGCCGGAAUCCAAGCGCUACGUUCCUCCCGAGCUUGCCAAGCAAAUCAUCCAGGCCGUUCGAGCAGACGCCAGCCAAAAUAGCAAGGCCGAGACCGACAGCGCCCUCCAAGAGCUGCGCGCUCUGGCCGGUGGUGACGUUUCACGCGAGUGGGGCAAGUCCGAGUGGUUCCGCCACACCGCCGAUAUUCUCGAGCGGGUUUUGCUGCAGCGUCGUCCGCUGUUUGUCGCUGUGUUUGCUGACGACACGUCCGAACGCAUCAAUAGCGUCGCGGCUGACCUGGGCGUCGAUUUGGUGCAGCUGCAUGGAACCACCGAGCCGGCCGGUCUCUCGCUCCGCAUCAACUUCCCAGUCAUUCGUGCCAUCCACGUGGCUCCGCACGAUACCACUCAAUCGGUCGUUGAUCAGCUGGUGCCAGGUCGCUUUGCGUUUGGCCUCCUGGACACGUUCGUCCGCACGAUGCCUGAGGCGCCCAUGACCCGCUCUCGUUCACUGACGCCCUCAGAGCUGUAUGAGGCCGCGAAAAAUGCGAGCGAGCCCGAGGCAGGCACGGGAGUUGUCGUGACUGCGGGAGUGCCCAAUUCGCUGACUGCGGCAGGCUCCUUCAUGCGGCCCGUCGCCGCACUUCUCAAGCAGGGAGGCAGCGGCGUGACUUUCGACUGGAAGGUGGCCAAGGAUGUCGCCGCAGUGCAUGCCAUCCCAGUGCUCGUUGCGGGCGGCCUGUCUCCAAGUAACGUCAUGGAAUGUGUUGCUGUCGCGCUUCCCUGGGGCGUCGACGUUUCGUCCGGUGUCGAGACCAACGGCGCCAAGGACAGCGCCAAAAUUAUCGAGUUUAUUACGCAGAGCAAGGAGCCUCUGUGA